Messenger RNA from Myotis brandtii (Brandt's bat), 2114 nucleotides. RefSeq names its product Yip1 domain family, member 2 (gene YIPF2). Gene Ontology annotation, cellular component: membrane; Golgi apparatus. Lineage: Eukaryota; Metazoa; Chordata; Mammalia; Chiroptera; Vespertilionidae. The record is from RefSeq and is a predicted model, not a curated record. The transcript has 10 exons. Bases 216 to 1151 code for a protein of 311 amino acids. Gene Ontology annotation, molecular function: small GTPase binding. Gene Ontology annotation, biological process: vesicle-mediated transport.
AAUCCCUGGCCACGCCGACUGCGACGGCCUCCGGUGAGGAGGGCGGGUUGCACCUGUGUGUAGGGUCGGCGAAUUCACGCCCAAGCGGGGACCGUUUACCGCCUGGCCCGGCGGGUGCGGAGGGAUAAACCCCGGGAGGACGCCGAGUGGGAUUGCGUACAGACCUGAUUGGCCUCUGUCUUCAGCGCGGGAUGCGGAGACGCCCCUGAGCAACCAUGGCUGCGGCCGACGAGCUGGCCUUCCAUGAGUUCGAGGAAGCUACUAACCUUCUGUCCGAGACCCCAGAUGUGACCACUAUCAGCAGAAGUGACCCGCGGACCCCAGAGGGGCAGGUAGCUGUGGCCGUGGGCUCAGGUGGUGGCUAUGGAGCCGAGGACGAGGUGGAGAGCGACAAGACCGCGCUUCUACAGGAGCAGCAGCCGCAGCCGGGAUUCUGGACCUUUAGCUACUAUCAGAGCUUCUUCGAUGUGGACACCUCGCAGGUUCUGGACCGGAUUAAAGGAUCGCUGCUACCCCGGCCUGGCCACAGCUUUGUGCGGCACCAUCUGCGGAAUCGCCCAGACCUGUAUGGCCCCUUCUGGAUCUGCGCCACACUGGCCUUUGUCCUGGCCGUUACUGGAAACCUGACAGUGGUGCUGGCCCAGAGGAGGGACUCUUCCAUCCACUACAGCCCCCAGUUCCACAAAGUGACGGUGGCUGGCAUCACCAUCUACUGCUACGCCUGGCUGGUGCCACUGGCACUGUGGGCCUUCUUGCAGUGGCGCAAGGGCGUCCGGGAGCGUAUGGGGCCUUACACAUUCCUGGAGACUGUGUGCUUCUAUGGCUACUCCCUCUUCAUCUUCAUUCCCACUGUGGUCCUGUGGCUGAUCCCUGUCCCAUGGCUACAGUGGCUCUUUGGGGCAUUGGCUCUGGCCCUGUCAGCUGCUGGCCUGGUGUUCACCCUAUGGCCCAUUGUCCGCGAGGACACCAGAUUGGUGGCCUCCAUGCUGCUAUCUGCCGUCGUACUACUCCACGCCCUCCUGGCCAUGGGUUGUAAGUUUUACUUUUUCCAGCCACUGCCUCUGGAGCACAUGGCACCUGCACACCAGGACACAUCUCUGCACCCAAACGUAGUCCUGACACCCACCCCGCCAAGGCCUAUGACAUCCUAAGGCCUGAGGCUACAGGUCUAACAGGAGGGACACUGCCUGCCCUGCCCCCAAGAUGAUGAGUGAAGGUUCCCUUGACAUUUCAAGAUCACUCUGCUACUUUCCAGACUUUUCUUACAAAGCAAACACUUUUAUUUUCUAUGCAAAGGUGAUUCAGAGAAUUUAUAUAAAGGUGGGAGACGGUGGCUGAACUAGGAGCUUCCAGUGCAGCUGUUGCCCCACGGGCCACCUGCUGGGCCUUCUUCCCCCGAGGGUCCAGCAGGAAAGCAAAGGGUCACUCCAGCCUCAGCUGUGCCCACCCUUGGCUCCACCACAUCCAAGUUUGGGGGUGUUAGAAAUGGGGGGAGCAGAAGUAGAAGAAAAUUGCCUGUGCUGAAACACAUUUCGUUGUUUAUUUUGUUUUUUCUUUUUCUUUUUUUUUUUUUUGAGGGAAAUAUCCCUGCAAGGCCCCUUCCCAGACUGAGAAGGGACCAAAAUGCCAUCAUCAUAGUAGGGACUGGAGCAUCUACAAAUACGGAGGGAAAUACACAGGCCUAAUGUCAGCUACAAGGAGAAAGGACGCCUUCCAUGACAUGUCCUUGAGGUUUCUCUGUGUCUGCCCCAGUGGCUGACAGGGACCCUCCUCCCCUCCAGGCCCACAGGCCUCCUAUUCUAGCUCUUGGCAGGGGGACCCAGACAGGCUCAGGGACAGGACAGCAGCAAGAGGCAGGGGCUGGACGGAGGGCCUUCCCAACAGCUGGGGUGGGUUGUACAUUCAAGUGUGAGGUGAACCCUUUUGUGAGAGGGGCCUGUGGGGCUACACAAGCCUGGCCCCACCUUGUCCUGAAGACCUGGCAGGGCCACCCCUCACCACCGAGCCUCUGAGUUGGGGACAGGGGCUGCUGGCUCGGCCCGGCCGGCCUGGUUUUUCCAGAGGGUCUGUGGAUUGACACUGGUUCUUUUUGUAAAAAAAUAAAAUUAAAAAAA